CCCGAUGGUGCCUUGCUCUCAGCUUCGGCUGAUGGUACCGCUCGCUUAUGGAAUGUCAAGCCUGGAAUCUUUUCUUUGCCAUCUUCGUCCGGCCCCUUGACACCCCUCUCUUCUACUUCAUUCAUCGGCGUGGCUGCAAACUCCGAAGACAACUUAACUCCUGAAAAUUCCACUAUCACCACAAAGACAGGCAUAACCUCCGUUCCUGUCAAAGCCCAAACGCGCUCCUCUGGUUUGCCCCGGCCCAGUUUAAACUCCGUUCAGGUCUUUCCACUUACAACAAACCUGAUGGCUGCCUCUGUUCUUUAUGGGGCUAGCGAAUCGUCGGCCAAUGCCCCAGUACCAUCAGCCAUUACACAUUUGAUCGUCGAGCCCAGGUUGUUCGCCGUCGGCUUUACCUCGGGUGAUGUGUGCCUCGUCGCCCUGGACACGGGACAGCUUGUCAUUCGCUAUGAGAUCGAGAAGGUGCAAGCGGGCUCCAGUGACUUGAACAAAGACACUAUUGCAGCCUCUAAUACCUCGUCUUCACCUGUGCGGCAUAUGCACCCUGGCGUCAAUUGCUUAGUCUCUCAUCCAACUCUGCCUUUGUUGGUCAGUGCUCACAGUGACCGGCAGAUCCGUUUCUUCGAUGUGAGCCUUGCCGUACCUCGAGUCGUUCAUGCUGCCUCUGAAUGUUCGUCUUCGAUCUGGCCUCCUCUCAUCCAAUCUCCAGCCCGACAUACAAUGGUUGCCCAUCUGGACGCGGUUACAGGAUUGGCCAUCCAUCCUCAAGGAAUUCUUCUGCUCUCCGCCAGUAAGGGGAAUAAAUCUUAUGUUUGUGCCAAUGUAUAUUCUUAG
Protopolystoma xenopodis is the source of this 837-nucleotide messenger RNA. NCBI's taxonomy places the organism in Eukaryota, Metazoa, Platyhelminthes, Monogenea, Polystomatidea, Polystomatidae. The record is from the annotation of a GenBank genome assembly.